AUGGGUCAACCUGUGAGGCUACUCUCUUAUCGCUUCACGCAGAGGAUAACCUUCCCAGACCUAGAAGACAACUUGAAGGCUCCUCCUGCGUCGGUGGAUUGGGAGGCUCUAGGCGCGUUGGGGCCAGUGCGAGAUCAAACAGAACAUUGUGGUAGCUGCUACGCGAUAGCACCCGCUGUCGUGCUGGAAAGCCGUUUCAAAAUACACGCUGGGAUUCCCAAAGUCGUCCCAUUCUCAGUUCAACAGAUAGUCGACUGUAGUCAGCCAUAUGGCAAUAAAGGUUGCAUUGGAGGUUCACGGAGGCAAUCAUAUAAAUAUGUCAUGGGGAAUGGUAUCGUUAAGCAGGCCAGCUACCCUUAUGAGGCUAAGGUGGGAUCGUGCAAGACAUCAAUCACCACUGAUGCGAAGCAGCAGUGUCUGAAA
Molecule: messenger RNA, 423 nt
Organism: Perkinsus marinus ATCC 50983
Lineage: Eukaryota; Perkinsozoa; Perkinsida; Perkinsidae
Product: Chymomexicain, putative
Exons: 3
Cellular component (GO): lysosome
Molecular function (GO): cysteine-type endopeptidase activity
Source: RefSeq, a predicted model, not a curated record